This is a messenger RNA of Dioscorea cayenensis subsp. rotundata (Guinea yam), 1239 nucleotides long. RefSeq names its product receptor-like protein EIX2. Gene Ontology annotation, molecular function: protein binding. The coding region runs from base 1 to 1221 and encodes 406 amino acids. The record is from RefSeq and is a predicted model, not a curated record. Lineage: Eukaryota; Viridiplantae; Streptophyta; Magnoliopsida; Dioscoreales; Dioscoreaceae. The transcript has 2 exons.
AUGAUCGGCCACUGGUUCCACCGGCGGUCCAACCGGUCUCUGGCGACUGGUCAUCGAUCCACCGAUGGUCCGAUCACCGGCCCACCGGCCUCCGGUGACACGCCGACGAUCCACAGUGGUCCGGCAGGCUUUCGACAACUGGUCACCGGUCCAACCACCGGUCCACCGGCUUCCGGUGACACAUCAGAGAUCCACUUGUGGUCCGGCCGGUUGGCCUCCAAUGAUACACUGGUGAUCCACCGGUGCUCCGGCCGGCCUCCAAAGACCGACCAUAGGUCCACUGGUGGUCUAGUUACCGUCCGGUUGAUCUAUAUUCUUGCUUCUGUAACAUUCCUCUUGAUCUUAUCAUCUUUCUGUUGUUUCAUCAUCAUUCCAAGUCUCUGCUCUGAAUCAUCAAACACUAAAUGCAUAGAAAGUGAGAAAAAUUCUCUUCUUGACUUCAAAUCUAGUCUCAAAGAUCCUCACAACCUUCUUUCUUCAUGGGAAGGCAGUGAUUGCUGCAACUGGAAGGGAGUUACCUGCAACAAUGAAACAAACCAUGUUGUUAGCUUAAAUCUUGGAUAUUGGCAUCUUUUCAAUGAUCUUAGUACUGCUUGGCGUAUCGGCGGUGAGAUCAGUCCUUCUUUGAUUGGUUUGAAUGAUCUGAAUCACUUGGACCUCAGCUUUAAUGAUUUUGGAGGCAUUGCUGUUCCGGAAUUCAUUGGUUCAAUGAAGAAACUCAGUUAUCUUAAUCUCUCUAAUGCCGGUUUCAGUGGAAGGAUUCCGCAUCAGCUCGGGAAUCUGUCAAAUUUGCGGUAUCUUGAUCUUAACUCAUUUUACUAUUUUUAUGAUCUUUAUGUCGACAGUGUUGCUUGGCUUUCUCGUCUUUCUUCAUUGCAAUAUCUUGAUAUGAAUUCAGUGAACUUUGAGAAUGUUGGUGAUUGGUUUGUUUCGAUAAGCUUGAUUCCUUCUCUAUCUGUUUUGAAGCUGUCUCAUUGUAAGCUUAAAGAGUUCCCUUUGUCAUUUUCGUUUCGCAAUUUCACUUCUCUGACUUAUCUUGAUCUUUCGAACAAUGAAUUCCAUUCUCCGCUUCCGAAUUGGAUUUUCAAUUUGAGCAGCCUUCAGUAUCUUAAUCUCCAAUUCAAUCAAUUCCAAGGUUCUAUGCCUGAUGAGUUUGCAAGAAUGACUUCUCUUGAGGUCAUUCAGUUUGGCAAUAAUGAACUUGUCGGGUUUAUUCCUUGAACAAUCAGUUUGCUCUGC